AUGUUCCACCAUCGCCAUGGCUGUGGCUGGCCCUUUCUCCUCCUCCUCCUCCUCCUCCUCCUGGGUUUCCCCUUUGAUGAAUCUUCUCUCUUGCGCGGAGAAGCAGCGGCCGCCGGUAGCCAUAGGGUCGUCCUCUACCCGGAGUCCGCGACGGUCUCGUCCAUCGUGAGCAGCAAGUACAGGACCGCCUUCCAUUUCCAGCCCCCCAAGAACUGGAUCAACGGUACAUAUGGACCUCUGUACUACAAGGGCUUGUACCAUCUCUUCUACCAGUACAACCCCGGCAGCGUUGUCCCAGGCAACAAGACCUGGGCUCACUCUGUCUCCACCGACCUCGUCAACUGGCUCCGGCUCGAGACGGCAUUGGACCGGACCGAGCCCUACGAUGCCAAGGGCUGCUGGUCCGGCUCAGUCACUGUCCUCGCCGAUGGCCGGCCAGCCAUCCUCUACACCGGCGCAGACGACGUGAAGAACCAAGCCCAAUGCAUCGCCUUCCCCAGUAACAGCUCCGACCCGUAUCUCAGGGAAUGGACCAAGCCCAGCAGCAACCCGGUGAUCCGUCCGGACGGGCCGGGCCUGAACCCAAGACAGUUCAGGGACCCGACGACCGGGUGGACCGGGCCGGACGGGCAGUGGAGGAUAGCAGUUGGGGCCGAGCUGGACGGCUACAGUGCGGCACUCUUGUACAAGAGUGAGGACUUUGUGAGUUGGAGCAGGGUUGAUCACCCGCUCUACUCCUCCAACUCAUCCACCAUGUGGGAGUGCCCCGACUUCUUCGCGGCGCUGCCUGGCAACACCAGCGGACUGGACCUCUCCGCGGCGAUCCCGAAUGGCGCCAAGCAUGUCCUCAAGAUGAGCCUAGAUUCCUGUGACAAGUACAUGGUUGGGGUAUAUGAUCUGGAAGCCGAUAAGUUUGUGCCGGAUAAUUUCGUGGACGAUAGGCGUCUGUGGCUGAGGAUCGACUACGGCAAUUACUUCGCGUCAAAGUCAUUCUUCGACGCCAAAAAGGGGAGGAGGAUCAUAUGGGGCUGGGCUAACGAGUCGGAUAGUUCGUCGGAUGAUGCCGCAAAAGGCUGGGCUGGGAUCCAGGCGAUCCCCAGGACAAUAUGGUUAGAUAGCGAUGGCAAUCAGUUGCUGCAAUGGCCCGUUGAAGAGAUCGAGUCCCUUCGAAGAAACGAAAUUAGUCAUCAAGGAAUAGAGCUGAAAAAGGGUGACAUGUUUGAAAUUGAGGGGACUGAUACUUUGCAGGCGGAUGUGGAGAUAGAGUUUGAGCCAGGAACCAUGGAUGAAGCUGAUGCUUUUGAUCCUUCCUGGCUCUUGGACACGGAGAAGCAUUGCAGGGAAGCAGAUGCAUCAGCUCCUGGUGGCCUGGGGCCAUUUGGGCUUGUGGUUCUAGCCUCCGAUGACAUGGAGGAGCACACUGCCGUGCAUUUCAGAGUCUACAAAUCAAAGCACAAGCACGUGAUUCUUAUGUGCUCUGACCUAAGAAGGUCGUCCCUGAGAUCAGGGCUGUACACGCCGGCCUAUGGAGGCUUCUUCGAAUUUGACAUUGAAAAGGAAAGGAAGAUAUCUUUGAGAACAUUGAUCGAUCGUUCUGCAGUGGAGAGCUUUGGUGGUGGCGGCAGGGUCUGCAUCAUGGCUAGGGUCUACCCGGUUGCGCUGGUCGACGACAGAGGCGCUCGUAUGUAUGCUUUUAACAAUGGCACGACCACGGUCAUGGUGUCACAGCUCAAGGCAUGGAGCAUGAGAAGGGCACAUAUGAAUGUGAAGAAGGGAUGA
Messenger RNA from Triticum turgidum subsp. durum (durum wheat), 1779 nucleotides. Lineage: Eukaryota; Viridiplantae; Streptophyta; Magnoliopsida; Poales; Poaceae. The record is from the annotation of a GenBank genome assembly.